Molecule: messenger RNA, 1764 nt
Organism: Dovyalis caffra
Lineage: Eukaryota; Viridiplantae; Streptophyta; Magnoliopsida; Malpighiales; Salicaceae
Source: the annotation of a GenBank genome assembly
AUGGGACUUUGUCAUGGAAAACCCAUUGAGCUCCAACAAAACCAAUCCAAAAACAACACACACUCCGUUGAAACAGACUCAACACAACCACCAAAUUCACACACUACCAAGACCUCAAACUUCCCCUUUUACAGUCCAAGUCCAUUACCAAGUCUCUUCAAGACUUCACCUGCUAUAUCAAGUGUAAGCUCCACUCCUUUGAGGAUUUUCAAGAGGCCUUUUCCACCUCCUUCUCCUGCAAAGCAUAUACGUGCAUUGCUUGCGAGAAGGCAUGGCUCUGUUAAGCCCAAUGAAGCUUCAAUUCCUGAGGGAAGUGAGAGUGAUAUUGGUUUGGACAAGAAUUUUGGGUUUUCUAAGCAGUUUGUAAGUCAUUAUGAGCUUGGUGACGAAGUGGGGCGUGGACAUUUUGGGUAUACUUGCUCCGCUACGGCAAAGAAAGGGAGCUUGAAAGGCCAGGAUGUGGCAGUCAAAGUUAUUCCAAAGUCUAAGAUGACCACUGCAAUUGCUAUAGAAGACGUGAGACGAGAAGUGAAAAUAUUACGGGCUCUAACGGGACAUAAGAACCUAGUGCAGUUCUUCGAUGCAUACGAAGAUGAUGAAAACAUCUAUGUUGUAAUGGAGUUGUGCAAAGGUGGUGAAUUAUUGGAUAGGAUACUCUCAAGGGGUGGAAAAUACUCAGAAGAAGAUGCAAAGACCGUUAUGGUUCAGAUAUUAAGUGUAGUUGCCUACUGCCAUCUCCAAGGUGUCGUUCAUCGUGACCUUAAGCCUGAGAAUUUUCUCUUCACCACCAAGGAGGAUAAUUCCCCUUUGAAAGCAAUUGAUUUUGGACUCUCUGACUAUGUAAAGCCAGAUGAAAGGUUAAAUGACAUUGUGGGAAGUGCAUAUUAUGUAGCUCCUGAAGUUCUGCAUAGAUCAUAUGGGACCGAAGCAGACAUGUGGAGUAUUGGUGUAAUUGCUUACAUUCUUCUAUGUGGUAGCAGACCCUUUUGGGCCCGGACAGAAUCUGGCAUCUUUCGUGCUGUUUUGAAAGCAGAUCCAAGCUUUGAUGAAGCUCCUUGGCCUUCUUUAUCCCCUGAAGCAAUAGAUUUUGUGAAGAGGCUGUUGAACAAGGACUAUCGGAAGAGACUAACUGCUGCUCAGGCUCUGAGUCACCCAUGGCUGGCUAAUCAUCAUGACAUAAAGAUUCCAUUGGAUAUGAUAGUAUACAAGCUUUUAAAAGCAUAUAUAUGCUCAUCUUCUCUACGGAAAUCUGCGUUGGGGGCACUGGCGAAGACGUUAACUGUUUCUCAGCUAGCCUACCUCAGGGAACAAUUUACACUGUUGGGGCCAAGCAAAAAUGGCUUCAUUUCUAUGCAGAACUUUAAAACAGCUGUAAUCAAGCACUCUACGGAUGCCAUGAAGGAUUCCAGGGUCCUUGAUUAUGUUAGCAUGGUUAGUUCUCUUCAAUACAGAAAAUUGGAUUUUGAAGAAUUUUCUGCUGUUGCUGUAAGUGUGCAUCAGCUGGAAGGAAUGGAUUGUUGGGAGCAACAUGCUAGGCUUGCCUAUGAGUUGUUCGAGAAGGAUGGAAACAGACCCAUUAUGAUAGAGGAGCUUGCCUCAGUAUGUUCUUUCUCUCUCUCUCUCUCUCUCUCACACACACACACACACACACAAGCGCGCGUGCACUCCACACAUGCUCCAGUCACCCUCAUAGUGGCAGAGCUAGGAAUUAUAUCUGGGGGACAGUUAAAUGUACUAAAGUCAAAAGGCAGUUCAGAGAUGUAA